Messenger RNA from Saccharomyces eubayanus, 753 nucleotides. It is a transcript of the gene UBC6, whose product is annotated as E2 ubiquitin-conjugating protein UBC6. Lineage: Eukaryota; Fungi; Ascomycota; Saccharomycetes; Saccharomycetales; Saccharomycetaceae. The transcript has a single exon. Bases 1 to 753 code for a protein of 250 amino acids. The record is from RefSeq and is a predicted model, not a curated record.
AUGGCUACGAAGCAAGCCCAUAAAAGACUAACUAAAGAAUAUAAGUUGAUGGUGGAGAAUCCUCCACCUUAUAUUCUUGCCCGUCCCAAUGAAGACAAUAUUUUGGAAUGGCACUACAUCAUCACAGGUCCGGCGGAUACUCCCUAUAAAGCUGGCCAAUAUCAUGGUACCUUGACUUUCCCAUCGGAUUACCCAUACAAGCCACCCGCCAUCAGAAUGAUUACACCAAACGGACGUUUCAAACCCAAUACACGAUUAUGUCUUUCCAUGAGUGAUUACCACCCUGAUACCUGGAAUCCCGGUUGGUCCGUAUCGACCAUUUUGAACGGGUUGUUGAGUUUCAUGACUAGCGAUGAAGCUACAACUGGAUCCAUUACUACGUCGGAUCAUCAAAAGAAGCUCUUGGCAAAGAACUCCGUGAGUUAUAAUACUUUUCAAAAUGUGAGAUUCAAGCUGAUUUUUCCUGAAAUUGUAGAGGAAAACGUACAAAUAUUAGAAAAGAGAAGAUUAAUAGAAGGGGACGGUGCUGAAACGAAGGAAGAGACAGAAGAUGCUUUUACAAAAGCUGCUAAGGAGAAAGUGAUUUCUUUAGAGGAAAUACUAGAUCCUGAAGAUAGAAUACGUGCAGAACAAGCAUUAAGACAACAAGACAAUAAUUCAAAGAAAAAUGACAAAGAGCCUAACGGCAGUUCUUCCAUGGUUUAUAUUGGUAUUGCUGUUUUUUUAUUUUUGGUUGGUGCUUUUAUGAAAUGA